Molecule: messenger RNA, 2104 nt
Organism: Bombina bombina (fire-bellied toad)
Lineage: Eukaryota; Metazoa; Chordata; Amphibia; Anura; Bombinatoridae
Gene: PPP1R7
Product: protein phosphatase 1 regulatory subunit 7
Exons: 10
Coding region: 85-1125 (346 amino acids)
Molecular function (GO): protein binding
Source: RefSeq, a predicted model, not a curated record
GUCCCCUGCUAAGCUGUCAUGGAGGAGACUCUCUGCCAAUUGGUGGUAGUGUAUGCUUCCGGAAACUAAAAAAACGAGAAAGCUAUGGCGGAUGAAAGCAGAGAGGGAGAAGUGCAAGACAUGGAAGUUGAUAGACGCAGGGAAUCUGAUGAAUCAGCUGAUGAAGAAACAAAGGAGAAGCAAGAUGUGCCAGAUGGAGAACAAAAUGGAGACAAAACCUCUGGAGAUUUGGAAGCACCAGUGGACAUAGAGACUAUCAACCUUGACCCAGAAUCUGAGGAUGUUGACCUUAACCACAUAAAAAUAGGAAAGAUCCAGGGCUUUGAGGUACUCAAGAAAGUUAAGACCCUGUGCCUGCGUCAGAACUUAAUAAAGUUGAUUGAGAACUUGGAGCAGUUGGUGACAUUAACUGAGCUGGACCUGUAUGACAAUCAAAUCCGUAAAAUCCAGAAUGUGGAGACCCUGAGCCAGCUCCAAAUCCUCGACUUUUCAUUUAACCUUUUGAGACGGAUUGAGGGUCUAGACACUCUCUCUGAACUACGACGUCUGUAUCUGGUGAACAACAAGAUUAGUCGGAUUGAAUGUCUCGACUCUUUAACCCAGCUCCGGCUUUUGGAACUUGGCUCAAAUCGUAUAAGGGUGAUUGAGAACCUGGAGUGCCUCCGUGAGCUUGACAGCCUUUUUCUGGGUAAAAACAAGAUCACCAAACUACAGAACAUGGACACAUUGAGUAACCUCACUGUAUUAAGUGUGCAGAGUAACCGACUAACAAAGAUUGAAGGUCUUCAGAGUUUAGUGAAUCUGCGAGAGUUGUAUCUGAGUGACAAUGGCAUCCAAGUACUUGAGGGGCUUGACAACAAUACUAAACUUACUACCUUGGAUGUUGCAUCCAACAGGAUCAAAAAAAUUGAAAAUAUUAGACACUUGACAGACCUCCAGGAAUUCUGGAUGAAUGAUAACCUAGUAGAGAACUGGGGGGAUCUGGAAGAGCUGAGUGGAGCACAGUCAUUACAGACAGUAUAUCUGGAGCGGAAUCCACUGCAGAAAGAUGCACAGUACAGAAGAAAAAUUAUGCUGGCCCUGCCUUCAGUGCGCCAAAUUGAUGCAACAUUUGUCCGGUUCUGAGAUGACCCCGGGUACUCUGCUGAUAUGUGGAGUAGAAGAUAGGGAGGCAAAGUACCAAAUGAACUUUCAUCAAGUUCUUGCAUAAGCAUAUCUUUAUUUUUAUCAUCUUAUCUUGCUGUACCCAGUUUGUUUCACUCAUGUAAUGUCCCAUCACAUAACCUUAGUGCAUGAUCCAGUCUCUCAAGCAUCAAACUAAAUUUUAUUUGUUCAACAACUUGAUGCUAAAUUAUACCUCUGGGCUUCCUUUACUAAUUUGUAGUUUCUGCCUACCUCCCAUGCACUAAAUCACACUGCACACGUUGCUUGUUCCCAAACUCCAUUGUACACUGUUUUAUUGCACUAAUGCUGAUAAGGGCCCCAUAUGUAUUGGGUCAUGAUAAAUGUGCAGUGAAUUUUAUCAACAGGGGUGUGUGUUAUAUACCAUGUAGAAUGAGACGUCUUUCUACACUGGACCCAGUCACCUUUUUGUUAGUGACGCUUUUUAUUUAUUUAUAUAUGAUUAUGCAGUAUCCUUAUAAGCUGUUAUUUUACUAUGUCUGCAUGUACUGACAUUGCUCCAUCACAAUGCAAAAAUUGUUUACUUUCUGUGUGGUGCAGAGUUGCCCUGUUCAGUUUUGUGUUUCUACACAAGAGUAAAACAAGUUACAUUUUAAUCUAAAUGAUAAAACAUAAAAUUAUUUUAUGGGCUAGUGCUGGCAUCUGCAAAAGUUCUAACGCAACUAGAAAUAAAGAGGUUCUUCAUGCUGUAUAUGCCAUGCUCCAAAUUAAUUGGAUCCAUAAAUGUUUAAUAGUUACUUAAAUUAUACACACAUUCAUUUAGAGGCAGUGUAAAUUAUAGUUGGUUUCUCCUUAAGGUGUUUCCAGUGAAUUCCAGUUAUACCAGCAAUAGAGUAUAACAUGUAUGUGAAUUUCAGCUUUGUUUUAUUUUUGUAUAUGCAAUAGAUGUUUUACUCAUUAAAGCUACAUCCCAUUCAAAUGA